AUGACUCCGACAGGUACUAGGCGAUCGAAAAUUAGACCGCCAAGGAAAUCAUUGGCUAGUUCAUCUACAGUUUCAAGCUCUACAGAAGCUGUAGUGGACUUUGAUAAAAAUUGGGAAAUAUUGCAAAACGCAAUAUCACAAAUCCAGAAUAAAAAUGUAUCCAACCUAUCUUAUGAACAACUUUACCGAAAAGCGUACCUCUUGGUGAUACGGAAGCAUGGAGAGCAGUUGUAUGAAAAAGUUGCCGAGACCGUAAAAGAGCAUCUUUUGCAACAGAGAGCCAAUUUGCUUCAAACAUCGGUAAAUGCAGAGGUGUUUAUGCAAGCACUUUUACAGGAAUGGGACGAGCAUUUGCAAAGCAUGAAGUUUGUGGGAGAUGUGCUAAUGUACUUGAAUCGAGUUUAUGUUAAGGAACAAAAAAGACUACUAAUAUAUGAUCUCGGUAUUCAACUAUUCAAAGACAACGUCAUAAUGUACAACAACAACGAAGUCGGCUCUAAAAUGACUGAGAUCAUUUUAGAUGAAAUCAGAAAGAGCAGAAACGGCGAAGUUAUUACAUCAAAUAUGUACAUCACCAAGUUGAUCAGUAUGAUGGAGCUGUUGAUUGAAAACAAUUACGCGUCUGAAAUUCCAUUUGGAGAUAACUACUACCAAACAAUUUUUGAACCUGUGUUUUUAUCCAGCUCUGAAUCGUAUUUCACCGAUCUUGUGAGAGAAUUUGUUUCGCUUAACCUGGGCUCUAAGUAUUUACACUCAGUAACACAAUUUAUCAGAAGCGAGGAGAAUAGAAUCAAGAUGUACCUACCGCUGUCGUCACAUUCUAAAUUGACAAACCUUAUGAACAAUAUUUUGAUCAAGGAUAAAAUUGAUGGAAUAAUGCUAGCAUCCAAUGAGGGCCUAGAUUAUUGGUUGAAACCUAUUUUGCACAAUGCUUUACAGAAUAGAGGAAAUCCAGAACUGUAUCAUUUCACCGAUUUGAAGAUGUUGUAUCAUUUGGUUGGCAGAAUUGAUGACGAGUAUCAAAUACUCCGACUUCGACUAAAAGACGCCAUAACUGCACAGGGAGGAACAUUACCAGAAUGGGUGAGAAACUCACUUGAUUCAUCAUCAUCAUCCUCCGUAUCAUCAUCAUCAUCAUCAUCAUCAUCAUCAUCAUCAUCGGAAAGAAAGACGAGCUCGGCUAGUCAAACGCAAUUUGCAAUCAAAUGGAUAGAACUGGUUUUGAAAUAUCGCGCUCAAAUUAUGGAAAUGUGGAAUCGUUCUUUUGAAGUGAAUUUCAUGAUUGAACAGACAUUGGCGUUUGCUAUAAGAGAUUUUAUCAAUGGAACUAAUAAAAGAGGCAAAAACGAGAUAAAUGCUCCAGAGUUGCUUUCGGUAUAUAUAGAUUAUAACAUCAAACAGCUUGGAAAAGGAUCAAAUGCAAAUACCAAAUCCAACACCAACACCAACAUCAACACCAACACAACCACCACUAUUAGGACCACAACCAACUCCGGUAUCAACAAUAUCGGAACAGGUAUUUCAUCGCACUCGGGUGACGAAAUUGAGAAUUUGAUAAACAAUUCUAUCCAAAUCCUCCGUUUUGUAAAAGAUAAAGAUGCUUUUGAAGCAUAUUAUGCCAAUCAUUUUGCAAAGAGAUUUUUGAACUCAAAGAGCACUCUGGGCUCGGCUUUCAGCAAGGGCAAUGACGUUGAAGAGAUGAUAUUGUCGAAAUUGUGUGAGGAAAUGGGUACGACAUCGCUCGAUAAAGUGAUUAAAAUGAGUAAGGAUAUCAAGAUCUCAAAUGAUACUACAAAUGGCUGGAAACGCUAUUUGGCAAAAGCUAAUAUUCCAGUUUCUAACUUGAUUGAUUUGGACUUGAAGAUUUGUAACGUUGCAGUAUGGCCAAAAUCCUUAACAAAGGACUAUAAAAGUUUUGAGAAAACAGAGCGAGCAAUUGAAGAUGGAACAGUAGCAGGAUCAGGAAAUAGGAAUGGAAAUGGAACCGAAAAUGGAGGCGAUACGGGAACAAAGUUUGUGUGGCCAAGACAGCUUCGAAAUACUAUACAAGAAUUUGAAGAGUACUGGUCUUCUGGAAAAAAGAAUGAUAACAGAAGCUUACAUUGGUCUCCAAAGUUUGGGUCAAUCGAUAUGAGGAUAACCUAUCCUUCACGAACUUAUGACAUUAAUUUACCAGUAUUUGCCGCAAUAAUUAUGCUCUUGUUUGCACCACAAUCACUGUUGACGGAUAAAAAUGGACCUUGCAAACUGGCCUUUGAAGAGCGCAAAGUAUUGUCUUAUACUGAAAUCGUAGAAUUAACAGGUAUUCCACUGCAAGAACUCAAGAGACACUUGCAAUCAAUUGCAGUUGCACCUCGACUGCGUUUAUUGGUGAAGAGUCCAAUGUCGAAAGAGGUUAAUGAUUCUGAUACCUUCCGACUCAAUGAAAAAUUCAAAUCACCAACACCUAAAGUGAAAGUGCUCACAGUGUCUUUGGCCUCUUCUUCUUCUUCGUCGUCGACAUCAUCAUCAUCAAAGAUGUCUUCAUCUUUGGCGACUGUCACAGCUGGCAAGAGUAACAAAAAGACCGAACAGGAGGAAGAAACAGCCGAAGUAAACGCGCAAAUCAUUGAAGGAAGGAAAAUCGAAUUGAACGCCGCAAUUGUUAGAAUCCUUAAAUCUAGACGCACAGUGUCACACAAUGAGUUGAUUGAAGGAUUGAUCAGACAGUUGAGCAAUCGUUUUCAGCCUACAGUGGUAAUGAUGAAACAAAGAAUAGAGGAUUUGAUUGAAAAGGAAUACUUGAAGCGAGACGAUAAUGAUAGAAAUUUAUAUCACUACAUAGCUUAA
Lodderomyces elongisporus is the source of this 2829-nucleotide messenger RNA. Its product is annotated as cullin. Gene Ontology annotation, cellular component: Cul3-RING ubiquitin ligase complex. The record is from RefSeq and is a predicted model, not a curated record. Gene Ontology annotation, molecular function: ubiquitin protein ligase binding. The transcript has a single exon. NCBI's taxonomy places the organism in Eukaryota, Fungi, Ascomycota, Pichiomycetes, Serinales, Debaryomycetaceae. Gene Ontology annotation, biological process: ubiquitin-dependent protein catabolic process; protein ubiquitination. Bases 1 to 2829 code for a protein of 942 amino acids.